AUGUUUGGUAUACGAUUAGAGAGUAAUGGCUUCGCACCGAGCACGGCCGGAAGGAGCCGGGGAACUUUUUGCAUCGGCUGCCGACAGUUUGUUUUCACCUCGCCCUCUUACGCUGUGGUGACCAAGCUAGUGGACAAAGUAUGCAAGAAAACCUCCAACUGCACCUUCUGCAUCAACGCACUAUACUCCGAUCCUCGGACUCCAAGGGCCGACAUAUACAACCUAGCAUACGUUGCCAUCAAGUUGGCCUUUGACAAUACUAGUGACACUUCAGGUUACAUAAGUUCACCGCUCAACAGCACCUUCGACCCCAACUUUCAGAAGUCUCUCCAGUGCUGCGAGGUCGAUUAUAAGUCUGCACUAGAUAAGCUCAUAAAUGCCUUUGGUGAUUUGGACUCAGAGUCGUAUGAUGGUGUAGAACAUUAUGCGGAGGAAGCCGCUAGCAAGGUUGAUGACUGCCAGUCGGGUCUCAGCGGGACCAAGUCGCCACUUACUGGGAAAAAUCAGGUGCUGAAUGCUCUCUGCAAGAUCUGCGCUAUCGUGGGGAAGUUACUCAAUAGCCCUGAGGCCGUGACCACGCUCAAUUGA
Punica granatum (pomegranate) is the source of this 588-nucleotide messenger RNA. Lineage: Eukaryota; Viridiplantae; Streptophyta; Magnoliopsida; Myrtales; Lythraceae. The record is from RefSeq and is a predicted model, not a curated record.